This is a messenger RNA of Triticum dicoccoides, 855 nucleotides long. RefSeq lists its product as uncharacterized. The transcript has a single exon. Bases 1 to 855 code for a protein of 284 amino acids. The record is from RefSeq and is a predicted model, not a curated record. Gene Ontology annotation, biological process: defense response. NCBI's taxonomy places the organism in Eukaryota, Viridiplantae, Streptophyta, Magnoliopsida, Poales, Poaceae.
AUGUCGGCGAUCGUCGGGCACGACCACAGCGGCCCGCCGCCGUCCCCGCUCCACCUGCUGGAGGUGACGGUCAUCUCCGCGCAGGACCUGCACCGGCGCCACCGGCUCAGCCACCAGGUGCGCGCGUACGCCGUGGCGUGGAUCGACGGCACGCGGAAGCUGCGCACGGAGGUGGACCUCGCCGGCGGGGCCGACCCGACGUGGAACGACCGGUUCCUCUUCCGCGUCGACGCCGCGUUCCUCAAGUCGGAGACCGCCGCCGUCGUCGUGGAGGUGCGCGCGACCCGGAGGUUUGGCUCUGAUGUUGUUCUCGGGCGCACGGGGAUCGUGGUGAGCACGUUCGUGCGCGUGCACUCGUCCAGGUUCGCCGCCGCCGCUCCUGCGGUGGCCGUGGCGCCCACCGGGCGGCAGGUGGCGGCGCUGCAGCUCAGGCGCCCGCGGUCGCUCCGGCCGCAGGGCGUGCUCAACGUGGCGGUGACGCUGCUGGGCGCCGCCCAGGCGCGCGCCGUGGCGCCCAUCUACCACAUGCCGGGGUCCCCGGACGCGUUCGCCAUGAAGGACCUCGUGGCGAUGAGGCCGGCGCCGUUCCUGUCCGAGAUCACGGAGGAGGGCGCGGCCGAGGCGAGGGAUCUGGAGUACCACGCGCGGCGCCAGCGGCCGUUGGUUGAGCACUCCGGGCCGCUGGACCCGAGGGGCGCCGCCAUCGAGCAGAGCAAGCUGGCCAUGAAGCUGGAGAAGUGGAGGGUCGAUCUGUCCCCGGACCAUGGGGAUCAUGACGGCCGCGGCGGCGGCAGGUCAGGGAGGUGGCUGCGCCGGACCUCCUGCUUCGGCCGCCAGGAGAGCUGGGAAAGGUAA